Aegilops tauschii subsp. strangulata is the source of this 2162-nucleotide messenger RNA. Lineage: Eukaryota; Viridiplantae; Streptophyta; Magnoliopsida; Poales; Poaceae. The record is from RefSeq and is a predicted model, not a curated record.
CCACGCUUUGUUGACGACGGCACCAGGCAACAAGACGCCACACCCCGUUCCCCUUCCCAAACCCUAGGCGACGCGACGACGACGACGUUCGAGGCGAGGGCGCUAACCCGGCGGAGGCAAUGCCGCCAGGAGGAGGAGGAGGAGGAGUAGGAGAAGGUGGAGAUGGAGGAGACCACGGGCACAAGGAACCGGCGUCCACCCACGGAGACGGAGACCAAGACCAGGAGGACCCAUCUCGUUCUUCUCUGUUGCCGCCGUCAUCGCUGCCGGGCCUCGCCGUUGUUCCCGUAGAGUCUGAGAAUAAGAAGAGGAAGCACGAGCAGGCCCAGGUGUUCAUCCCGGAGGGCGUCCUCAUGGAGAUCCUGUCGCGGGUGCCCUACCGGUCGCUAUGCCGCUUCAAGUGCGUGUCCAGACCAUGGCUCGCCCUCUGCUCCGACCACGGCGUCCGCAAGAGGUCGCCGCAGACGCUCUCGGGCUUCUUCCAUUUCAACCGCGGCUGGCGCUUCCACAACUAUUUGUCUGGGAAAGGCCCUCCCAUGGUCGACCCCGGCCUCCCUUUCUUGCGCGGCACAUACGGACACUUUGAGGUCGAACAAUGCAGCACCAGCCUUCUCCUCUGCAGAUGCUGGAAAGCGCCCCAUCCUAAGCUACUCGGAUGGAAUUCGUUUCCGAAAGGCAGGGCUGUUGAGCGCUUCAGAUGGGGGGCUGAGGCUGAUCAAUUCGAUUAUGUCGUCUGCAAUCCUGCUACUCAGCAGUGGGCUUUGUUGCCUCCUGUUCCUCCUGUAGAAUUGCACAACCAGAAGCAGGCAGAUGAUGACCUUUUCCGUGCCAUCACAGGCCAUUACUUUUUGGGUUCUGAUCCAGCCGUUCCUUCACGCUUUGUGGUGUUUGUGCCCGUAUUUGGCAUUGGCCUGCCGGUGACAUGGAUCUACUCAUCAGAAACCAGAGGAUGGACUUCCAUCCGGUGCCAGUUGGAUGCUUAUGUUAAUAAUCCACGGUGCUUCUUUCUGAAUGGCACCAUCCUUUAUUUUUGUAACUUUCUUUCAAUAGUCACAGUGAACAUGGAGGGAAAUGUGUGGCGGGAAAUGAAAUUGCCACCUGCCAUGACAAACAUAUAUCUUGGUCCUUCCUUUGGGCAGUCCCAAGGAUGCCUGUAUGCUUGGCGGACGGACGAUUGCCAGCUCUCUGUUUGGGCUCUUGAGAACUAUGAUACUGGACAGUGGACCCUAAGGUGUACUGUUGGCUGCCUUGAACUGUUUGGAAGGGAUUGUCGCAAAGAAAAUGAGGUCUACUGGAUGUUUGCAAUUCAUCCAGAUUGUGAUUUGAUUUUCCUUACUGACGGAAAGGAGAAGACAUUGUCAUACGAUAUGAAUAACAAAAAAGUGCAUGUUAUUUGCGCUUCUGGAGAUUUCCCGGUCUGAUUGCGUUGUGUAAACCAAGAUAGGUAUUUUAUGUUUACGGACGGCUUAGAGUGCACAAUGAUACCAAGCAGAAAACAGGGAGCACUUCUGACAUUCUUCACUUGCAUUAUCCUGGGGGAACGUUGGGCUUGUAAUGUCGAUCACGGUCUCGGAAAGUGGCAACAACUGGUUCUCGCUUAUGAUCUUAAGCCCCUUGGAGGGAGUGUACUAUUGGACAAAACUCAAAAGCAUAGAGGAAACAAGAGAUCAAGGUCAAGAUGGCCUUCUAUGAUGAUGACGGAAAUAUAUCCGAGGUUCUCGCGGGGGGGACCUGCAGGUUGAGCAGAUGAGGAAGGAGCUCAGGUUCAGGUAGAAGGCGAUGAUAUGUGUGAACAGGAUAUUCGAAACAUGACCAAUAGCUUGAUAUCUAGGUGGGCUGGAGCCUGGAGGCCGUUGGCAGUGAUCCAUGACAUAUUUUCAUCACCACAUGCGCAAAGGUGUGACAUGGACUAUCCAGGAGUCUGUCUCGGCAAGCCAUUGCCUGCAGCGUAAAUCAAUCGUCGUACCGUGGCCUUUGUCGCCCCACGUAGGCAGGCGGUACAAGGCGCUGUCGGAGUCGUCAUCAUCUGAUUACUUCUACACGCUUUUGAUUUGUGACGAUGAUCACGUCUCCUGGUUGAUUGUGCAUCUGAAUUCUGGGAGGCGUCAUGCCAUCUCCUUAUCAAUAUUACCACGCCUCCAGGCGGAAUUCAGGGGGUGAAA